Zophobas morio is the source of this 402-nucleotide messenger RNA. RefSeq names its product protein kish-A (gene ksh). The transcript has 3 exons. Gene Ontology annotation, biological process: protein secretion; intracellular transport. The record is from RefSeq and is a predicted model, not a curated record. Bases 122 to 340 code for a protein of 72 amino acids. NCBI's taxonomy places the organism in Eukaryota, Metazoa, Arthropoda, Insecta, Coleoptera, Tenebrionidae.
CCGCCGGUUUAAAUCGACAACGUGGUUGGUGACACAUGAACUUUCUGUCAAAUGUCAAAUACAUAACCCUAAAUUAUUACUAUAGUUGUAAACACAGAUUUUUGUUUCUAAGCGCAUAAUAAUGUCCGCCUUAUUUAACUUCCAAAGUUUGCUUACGGUGGUGCUGUUGAUGAUCUGCACAUGUGCAUACCUUCGGGCCCUUUUUCCUAGUAUAAUGGACAGGAACAAAGUUGGGUUGAUGGGCACUUUCUGGAAGUGCGCCCGUAUUGGAGAACGCAAGUCCCCGUGGGUUGCUAUGGCUUGCUUAACAAUGGCGUUUUCCAUCUUGUUCAUCAGAUGAACGUUACUGAAUUUACUUAAGGUUAAUGUAUAUAUUAAUAAAACGAAGAAAAGUCAAGUGAA